AAAAUAGCCCUGCCCCUCGCCCUUAUCUCAGCUAAGAGCAGCACCCAGCCCAGCUCAGAGGGCAAUGGAACAGGUUCCAGAGGUCCUGAGGAGGUCUCCACUGUUGAAGUUGUGGCACCAAAGGCUUCCAGCCUUGGCCAAUCAUCUGCCCCUGAGGUCAUAGACUCCACUCCCAUGUCUUGCCUUUGCUUGCUUUGGGACAGACUCUGCAUAGCCACCAGGCUACCACCCUGGAGGUGAAAGCCAUGCUCAUACCUUAGCAUUCCCCAUGAUGCCUCAGCCUAGUUUCUCUUCCCACUUGGACACGAUGUUUGCCAAUUCUUCAGCCAAUGCCUCUUCCAACAGCCCUGUGCCCCAGUGCCGUGACUAUCGGGGUACACAUCGUCUGCAUAUGGUGGUCUACAGCCUGGUGUUGGCGACUGGUCUCCCUCUCAACGCUCUGGCUCUAUGGGUCUUCCUGCGUGUGCUGCGCAUAAACUCGGUGGUGAGCGUGUACAUGUGUAACCUGGCAGCCAGCGACCUGCUCUUCACCCUGUCACUGCCCCUGCGCCUCUCCUACUAUGCACGGCACCACUGGCCCUUCCCGGACUUCCUGUGCCAGACGUCGGGCGCCAUCUUCCAGAUGAAUAUGUACGGCAGCUGUAUCUUUCUGAUGCUCAUCAACGUGGACCGCUACGCGGCCAUCGUGCACCCGCUGCGACUGCGCCACCUGCGGAGGCCCCACGUGGCGCGGCGGGUCUGCCUAGGCGUCUGGGCUCUCAUCCUGCUGUGUGCCGUGCCCGCCGCCCGCGUGCACAGCCCGUCCACCUGCAGGUACGAGAACAGCACCGUGAGCCUGUGCUUCGAGAGUUUCAGCGAUCAGCUGUGGAAGGGCGGGCUGCUGCCGCUCCUGCUACUGGCUGAGACUCUAGGUUUUCUGCUGCCGUUGGCGGCUGUCGUCUAUUCGUCGGGCCGGGUCUUCUGGACGCUGGCGAGGCCCGACGCCACUCAAAGCCAUCGGCGCCAGAAGACCGUGCGCCUCCUGCUCAUCAACCUCAUCAUCUUCCUGCUGUGCUUCGUGCCCUACAACGCCACGCUGGCUGUGUAUGGGUUGCUGAGAGCCAACCUGGUGGAAUCCAGCCUUGAGGCCCGCGAUCAGGUGCGCGGUGUGCUGAUGGUAAUGGUGCUGCUGGCCGGCGCCAACUGCGUGCUGGAUCCGCUGGUGUACUACUUCAGUGCCGAGGGUUUCCGAAACACCCUUCGCAACCUGGGCACCGCGCUCCAAACGAGGCCUCCGGCUACCAAUGGGGCUCGAGGAGUGCUCACCGAACCACCCUCAGAAACCACCCAAAACACAGGGCAGGACGCCACCAGUCAGGGGUUACUCCAGUCUGGCAAUCUGGAAACACAUAUCACCCAGAGCCCCCAGGAUUCAGCCCUCUGAAAGGACACAGUGUCACAGUGUACUCUUGGGCCUCCCUUAGGGUGUACAUUUCAGGGAGGUGAGCUGGGACUUUGAAGCAACUCCAGUCCUAGUGUGCAGAAGGAAAUAAGUGUGUAAGCAAAGGCAGGAAAGCCAGAGUAUUGCUGGUGACGCAUUAGCUCUGGUUUUCAUUCGGAGGAAGUCUGCUCCAGUAAGGAGGAAGCCAUGUGGUGAGUAUGCCCAUGGCUAAGAGCUGAUACAUGGAAGAGAAGCUGGAUCUCCUGAAUUUAGGUCAUCAGUCUGAGAACUGAAGAUUCCCUGACCUUGGUGAAUCAACUACACAGAAAUUCAUCCGUCACCUUCAAAUACAAAACUUAGGGUUGGUGGUGGAACCUAGAACCCACUGUCUGCAUAUGUAGGGCCACCACAUUCCCUUUGAACCCCAUCCCAGCCCCACCUGCUGCCUUCUGUGCUGACGUGAGGGCCAUGGACGCCAGGCCACCUGCCCUCACAUCUA
Molecule: messenger RNA, 1919 nt
Organism: Arvicola amphibius (Eurasian water vole)
Lineage: Eukaryota; Metazoa; Chordata; Mammalia; Rodentia; Cricetidae
Gene: Lpar5
Product: lysophosphatidic acid receptor 5
Exons: 2
Coding region: 269-1423 (384 amino acids)
Biological process (GO): G protein-coupled receptor signaling pathway; behavioral response to pain
Cellular component (GO): membrane
Molecular function (GO): G protein-coupled receptor activity
Source: RefSeq, a predicted model, not a curated record